Lytechinus pictus (painted urchin) is the source of this 3960-nucleotide messenger RNA. RefSeq lists its product as uncharacterized. The coding region runs from base 245 to 1597 and encodes 450 amino acids. The record is from RefSeq and is a predicted model, not a curated record. Lineage: Eukaryota; Metazoa; Echinodermata; Echinoidea; Temnopleuroida; Toxopneustidae. The transcript is spliced from 4 exons.
UUUUAACAUUUUUUGUACCAGCUACAUAUAGGUGGUUUGAAUAGAAAUGAAUAAAACGGCUGUUUUCGACUCGCCGUACGGCCACCGUAGAGAAAAUGUGACCGAGGUAUAACUCCAAACUAUGGUCUGUUCGUAUGAUUGGCCUCCAUGCCUUCCCCGUUUUGUCUUCUCAGGCAAAGUGACAAGAACCAACUCUUGACCAUUCUUGUCUCAUCAUUCGUCUUGGAGGACGUAGACUACGGAGAUGGAGUUCUCAUUUUUCCCGAGAGGAUCCGUGACGAGGCUCGGUACCCGCCGGACUGGGCUAAUCCUCUUUUUCCUUGGAGCAUUAUCUCUCAUCUUCAUCCUAGUUUCAGUCACUCUUACUAAUCAUCGACCAGAUUAUAAAGGAUUUUUAAAAAGAUCUGUCAGCAUGCCAAUACGAGACCAAGUCUCUAAACCAUCAAUCAGUGAUGGUGCUCAAAGGAAGCCACCGCAAACCUAUCGCCCACGUGCCCGAAUGGGGGAUAACCCCAACAUUCCCUGGACAGUUCCUGGUGCCCGAGGUGACCAUGAUGCUGCUCCUGCACAUCCUCUAGAGACAACAGCAUUUGCCAUAAACGGAAGUAUUUCGGCCAAGAAAGGACGCCCUCUCCCCUUGAACGAGGAGGAAAAACUGUCCCGUAUGUUGACAACGUCCUCACUAACCAACCAGCUACCAAACUACUUUCUUCACGGAAGUCCAGAAGCCGAUGGAGACGAGUAUAGGUUGGGGAAUGUGGCCUUUUUACAUAACGUUAAAUCGGGCGGAUCAACGCUAAAGACCAUCAUAACAAACUUGGGUAGAAAGUACAAUAUCAAACAGGUUCUUAUAGACAGCAAUACUAAGAGAAGCAUCUUCAAACAUUAUGAAAUUGACGGUAGAACACCAAGCCAGACCAUAUUUGUGGGACCGUGUACCCUUGGUAUCUGUGAAUAUUUGAAAAAUCGGCCAUGUUCAUAUUUCAGCAUGGUCCGAGAGCCGGUUUCGAGGUUGGUGUCUAGUUAUCUAUUCUGUAAGCAGAAUGGAACACAAUGUAAUCAAUCCUCGGUCAACGUUUCGCUUGAUGCAUGGGCUCUCAGCUGGGGCAGUUUCCUAUUUAGGUCAUUGAUUAUGCAUUUUCAGAGAUAUAUCCCAUUAAAAGCAGCUGCUAACCGCUUCCAGAACUGGUCUGCAGACUUUAGGCUAUUUGCUAAGGGACUUCAACAGAAAUAUCCCAACCUCGUUACGAGUAAUGCAUUACAAUACAGCAUGACGCCAAGCGAGCGACGGGCUCUUCUCGACCAUUGCCUUGCGAAUUUGGAAAACUGGUUUGCUGUGAUAGGUCUUACAGAAGAGUUCGACACGUCAUUAGAACUUUUCCAAGAAGUGUAUAAACUCCCUUUUCCAAAGUACUAUCGUGGUGUUAUUAAUGCCGGGCAAAUUAAGAAAGGACUGGACAGUUCUGAAAUUGAAAGAAUGAAAGACUCUCUGCGCAACAAUCCACACAUAAUGGAUGCGCUCUAUGAGGAUAUACAGAUCUACCAAAAAGCGAAAGAAAUUAUGAUCAAUCAAAAACUAGCAUUUGGUUUAAUGUAGAUGUAACUUAAAGUUAACAAUCCAGACAAUAUCCCUGUUGAGACAAAAUGCUUGAUAAAAAAGGGCGAAUUUCCAAUAGAUAACCAUCACAAAAGGUGUGAAGUGUAUUCUGCUAGCCAUGGGUGUCAAUCGGUAUUCUUGGUUGGGGGGGGGGGAUGAUUGACACAAAUGUUCUUGUGGAUGGGGAUCUUUUAACAUUACCCCCACUAAAAUCACAAGUUAGGACAUUUGGGAGUGGUUGAUAUGCAUGGUAUUUUUUGAAAUUCCUUCCUUGUUGCAGUGCAUUUUUUUGAAAAUUCAAUUUGUGUUACAAGUAAGCCUAUUCUAAACUCAUACGAAAGAAAAAAAUGACAAAAAUUGUCUGUACCAUGUACAUAGUGAUCUGUUUAUUGAGCAUGAUGUAUACAACUUCUCUCUUAAAUCUAACCCGACUGGCAAUAUAUUUUUUUUUCUUCUUAAUGCAUGAUGAUGAAAUGCAGAUUCGGACAAGUUAAGACUACCACAGAUUACAAAGUGUGUGGCUUCUCAUGCGCCAUCGGGCUUAUCGUCAUUCCUUAGACGAUUUUAACCCUGGAUUUUAACAUGUUUUAAAUGCUUUAUAAGUGCAUGAAACAAAAACAAACUUUAAAAUAAUCAAAACUCAACUUUCAUGUUAUGAUAUUUCUCCAACAUUUUACGGAACCAUCAGUGUGUAAUAUCAGAUAAUAUAUGUGUUAAAAUGAAAUUUACUUACCGCAUGAGUGUGCUCAUAUAGAAUGCAAAACUGUCAUCCCUUUCCAAAUUUUCAAAAGAGAUUUCUUUUUGCCAAAAUGAAAAAAAAAAUCAAUCGAGUUUAGUUAUUCAAGUCUAUAACAAUAACAAAAAUGACAUGGAAAUACAUCCGAUGUUCAUAUCCGAAGAUACGCUUUAGAGAGAAAUGAAUGAUUAAUCUUUCUAAAAUCAUUAAUUGAUUUCACUUAUUAAAAAAUUGUAAAAAUAUGAUCAUAUUAUAUUGAGCUCACUGAACCUCAAUAUUUUCAUGAGAGGUAUCUGAUGGGGUCGCAGGAUAAAAUGUUUAAUAUUAAUUACAUCCAACCGCAUACAACAGAAGCACCGUACAUAUGAGCUACUGAUCACCAAACGACACUUAUGACUUUUUAAAAGUAUUUUUUUGCAUUUGAUAUGGGCUCACUCUUUCAUGACUAUAGGCACCUCAUUUCCACAAAGAUAGGUAAUGAGGACAUCAAUGCUCUCCUGCAAAAUAUUACUGACCAAAACUUGUCGUUCAAGUCAAGGUAUUUGGAUAUACAAGUAGGGGUGACUUUCAUUUUGUGCUCAUCUUCCUUUUGGUAUAUUUUCUUGUUCAAAGGUUGACUGAAUGCCGAACUUAAUAUAUAACAAUACUACCAUGACAUAUAUCGGUAAAGUGUGUAUAACCAGGCAAAUAAAUGAAGUGAUUAGCCUAUACUCUAUAGAAACGCAAAGGUAUUUUUCAUUUUCUUUGAAUUUUCUGGGAAUGAAUAAGAAAAAGAGUGAAAUAGAACAACAUCUAUUUCAGGUAGUCUCAAUGAUGUCCGAAAAUCUUUCGCCUCAUGUCAGACCUCAUUGCAAAUUCCUCGCAGAGUUAUUCACCACUGGUGGGAUGGAACACCCUAUCAACAAAAGUUGUUUUUCGUUGGGGUCCUUUUAUGUCAUGUGUUAAAAAAUAUCAUAUACAUAAACAUUUCAUUCUUUUUCAUUUUGAACCUCCAGCCAUCUGUUUAAAAGUCCUGGAAAAGUAUGUUUUAUUUAAUAACAAAAUACACAAAUUGCGAGGGAAUCAAACUGAUUGAUAGCAUACUAUAAUCAUCACUAUAAUCAUCAUGAUCAAACUUUUCAUUUUUUCAUCAUUAUUAUAAUUUUUCUACCCUAAAUUAUUGGGGGAUGAUAAUACAGGCCACCCCCACGUGAAAUAUUGGGGGGAUAUAUCCCCCCACCCCCCCCCCCCCCGUGAUCGACACCCAUGUUGCUAGCCAUAUUCACGUGUCACGUGUAUCGUGUUCAAUUUCCAAUGUCAAACAGGUUUAAAUCGGCAAAAUUGACAUUUUACUAAGGCUUUGUUCCAAAAAGAGCUAAAUCCAUUAAAGAUAUAAUUUCUUUCUUUUUUUGGAAAUUUAUGGUGAAUGUUAGAUUUUUGAAAUCAUGACUUAAUUAAUCUAAGAUGAUAAUACUGUCAUAUAUUAUAAAAUAAAACAGCAGUGGUUAAGGGAAAGUGGUAAAUAAAAAAAAAACAUUUUACAGAAAAAUAUUAAGUGGAAGUAGCUCCUUUUGGAACAAAACUCUGAUCAUAACACCGAUGAAUGGGAAAAUUUAAUAAAACUGGCGGCUAUGAUUAAUAGUAUGAA